CCCCUGUGCCCGCAGAUGGCGGCGGCGGGCUUCGUGCACUGCCCCAGCGAGAACAGCCCCGACGUGGCGCAGUGCUUCUUCUGCCUCAAGGAGCUGGAGGGCUGGGAGCCCGAGGACGACCCCCUGGAGGAACACAAAAAGCACUCUGCGGACUGUGGUUUUCUUUCUCUUCGGAAAGAGCCUGCUAACCUGACGGUGCAGGAGUUCCUGAAGCUGGACAAACUGCGAAUGAGAAAGGCACUUAAAAAAGAGGUUUCUCAGAAGAUGACCAAGGUUGAAGAUAAAGCCAAGAUCCAGCGGUGUAGUAUAAAGAAUCUGGCCUAGACUGCUGCAGCUUCAGA
This is a messenger RNA of Cyanistes caeruleus (blue tit), 341 nucleotides long. Lineage: Eukaryota; Metazoa; Chordata; Aves; Passeriformes; Paridae. The record is from RefSeq and is a predicted model, not a curated record.